AGUCGUUUCUUUUAUGCCGAAGCGGCUGUAGUCGUAAUGUUAAUAGCAAGCGGCUUCUUACUGUUUCAGUUUCUUUCAUACGGUUUGGGAGUUCCACCCUUGGUCAGAAUUGGAGCUAUAUUUUCAAACCAGCCUGGAAUGUAUAACUCGGAGUUAGCGUUUAGAUACGCUAUUCAUAGACUUAAUAUGGACAAAAGCCUUUUGCCUGAGACUACCGUUGAUUACUAUGUUGAAUACGUAAACCGAUUUGACUCUUUCGAGACAGUUCAAAAAGUGUGCAAACUUAUACGAGUUGGUGUUCAAGCUGUUUUUAGUCCAACUGACUCUGUUUUGGCGACCCAUAUAAAUUCAAUUUGCGACGCACUGGACAUCCCAAACAUAGGCCGGUCUGCCCAUGACUUUUCUAUUAACGUCUAUCCAUCGAAGCAACUUGUAAAUUAUGCCUUUAACGAUGUAAUACAGUAUUUAAAUUGGACACGCUUUGGGAUAUUGCAUGAAAAAGAAAAUGGAAUCAUAAACUUGCAUCAGCUAUCCCGGUCAUUUCACGGAGAAGUUCAUAUGCGACAAGUUUCUCGGGAUUCAUAUGUAUCCGCAUUGAACGAAUUUAAAGGAAAGGAAAUACAUAAUAUUAUUAUUGAUACAAACUCGAACGGUAUUUCCAUAUUGUUGAAAAAUAUAUUGCAGCAACAAAUGAAUGAAUACAAGUACCAUUACUUGUUUACAAGCUUCGAUUUGGAAACUUAUGAUCUGGAAGACUUUAAAUAUAAUUUCGUGAACAUUACAUCGUUUCGAUUGGUCGACACUGCGGAUGUUGGGGUAAAGCAAAUCUUGAAGGAUAUCGGAUUGUAUAGUCACCAUAUAUUUAAAAAACCUUAUUUGAAUCUACAUAUUAAAAAAUCAACCAUUCUUGAGUCAGAGCCAGCCCUAAUGUUCGAUUCGGUGUACGUUUUCGCGAUUGGAUUGCAGACACUGGAACAAUCACACUCUUUAACCCUUUUAAAUAUAAGCUGCGAGGAGGAAAACUCGUGGGACGGGGGCCUUAGUCUUAUUAACUACUUAAAUGCGGUUGAAUGGAAAGGUCUGACAGGUCCGAUUCAGUUUAAAGAUGGCCAGCGGGUCCAGUUCAAGUUGGACUUAAUUAAAUUAAAGCAACAUUCCAUUGUAAAAGUCGGGGAAUGGACUCCUCAUGGGCAUCUGAAUAUAACUGAACCAUCAAUGUUUUUCGAUGCUGGGUCCAUGAAUGUGACACUUGUAGUGAUAACAAUUCUGGAAACACCAUAUGUAAUGAUGCAUUAUGGGAAGAAUUUUACGGGAAACGAACGAUUUUAUGGUUUUUGCGUAGAUAUAUUGGAAACCAUUUCUCGGGAAGUUGGGUUUGAUUACAUACUGGAUCUGGUACCGGAUAGAAAGUAUGGGGCCAAGGACCCCGAAACUGGGGAAUGGAACGGAAUGGUCGCUCAGCUGAUGAAAUAUAAGGCGGACCUGGCAGUUGGAUCUAUGACUAUAACGUAUGCAAGAGAAAGCGUCAUUGAUUUUACCAAACCAUUUAUGAACUUGGGGAUAAGUAUUUUAUUUAAGGUCCCAACAUCAGAGCCAACGAGACUUUUUUCAUUUAUGAAUCCAUUAGCGAUAGAGAUUUGGAUAUAUGUGCUAAUUGCAUAUUUUCUUGUGUCUCUCUGCAUAUAUAUUGUUGGAAAACUUUCGCCUAUCGAGUGGAAGUGCAUUAACGCCUGCGAUCUAGAAAAUAUUUCUAUUGGCAACCAGUUCUCCCUAACUGACAGUUUUUGGUUUACCAUAGGGACUUUUAUGCAACAGUCACCUGAUAUUUAUCCACGAGCAAUGUCGACUCGAAUAAUAAGCAGUACUUGGGGUUUUUUUUCACUUAUUAUUGUCGCAUCCUACACCGCAAAUCUAGCAGCUUUUUUGACAACGGAGCGCAUGAUUAAUCCUAUCGAGAACGCAGAGGAUUUGGCUUCUCAAACUGAGAUUUCUUAUGGCACUCUAGAUAGCGGAUCUACAAUGACAUUUUUUCGGGUAUGCAACUAGUAAAGUGGCAAAUCUUCUUUGAUAAGUAAAUACAUUCAUUAAGUAGGACUCAGUGAUAGAAACUUACAAAAAAAUUUGGAGAAGCAUGGAUAACAAAAAACCAUCUGCAUUUACCACUACUUAUGAGGAUGGUAUUAAGCGAGUAAAUCAGGGUAAUUAUGCGUUUUUGAUGGAAUCCACAAUGCUUGAUUACAUCGUUCAGAGGGAUUGCAAUUUGACGCAAAUCGGAGGACUUUUAGAUACAAAAGGUUAUGGUAUCGCUACACCAAAAGGUUCGCCUUGGCGAGAUAAAAUUUCAUUGGCUAUACUUGAGCUUCAAGAAAGGGGUGACAUUCAAAUGUUGUAUGAUAAGUGGUGGAAAAACACUGAUGAAACAUGUACUCGCAAAAACACAAGCAAGCAAUCUAAAGCAAAUUCACUUGGUCUGGAGAGCAUAGGCGGCGUAUUUGUAGUGCUAAUAGCUGGAAUUAUUGUGGCUGCAGUUGUUGCGUUCUUCGAAUUUUGGUAUAACUUUCGAUACAACUAUGAAGCUACACCAUCUCAAUCAGUCGUUAACAAUAAAUACAAUCAAGAUGGGAUCCUCGAAAGCGAAAGAAACUAUACCCCACCUGACCGUUCAUUUUGGAUCGAAAUUGCUGAGGAACUCCGCUACGCAUCUUGGUGUAUGAACAAGCAAAAGAGGCCUGCACUAACUCGCACAUGUAGCAAAUGUACCAUCCCGAAAGGCCAACGAAUUAAUAAACUAUGAAGGCGUAAUGCUUCUUAGUAUUGAUGCUUUUUUUUCGAUUCGAUCUAUGUUUUAUAAGUUCUAGUUUUUAAAAAGAUUCAAGGAUUUAAGAAAUUAAUUCUAAUAAAUUACAUACAUAUACUUGGAAAUUAUAAAUUUAUAAAGAAAGCUAAAAAUAUAUAAACACAAUUACAAAAU
Molecule: messenger RNA, 2971 nt
Organism: Drosophila melanogaster (fruit fly)
Lineage: Eukaryota; Metazoa; Arthropoda; Insecta; Diptera; Drosophilidae
Gene: Ekar
Product: Eye-enriched kainate receptor
Exons: 12
Coding region: 37-2046 (669 amino acids)
Biological process (GO): monoatomic ion transport; ionotropic glutamate receptor signaling pathway; monoatomic ion transmembrane transport
Cellular component (GO): membrane; synapse; postsynaptic membrane
Molecular function (GO): monoatomic ion channel activity; signaling receptor activity; ligand-gated monoatomic ion channel activity
Source: RefSeq, marked reviewed